AUGGGAGAUUGGAUGGAUUUGUUCCAAGACCGGGAUGGUGUUGAGAUAGCCGUGAAUGGCGGUACCGUCAUGGGAGGCGGUCGCAAGGUGAAGGAGGAGGCCAUGGGGUCUUUCGGUUGUGCUGUAAUUCCGGUAGUCGUAUGGCCCGGCUGCUACUGCAUUCUAAUGGUGGAGUUGCGCGGCAAAGAAGCAGCGGCUAUGCAUAAGUUGCUGGCUGCUGCAAGGCUCCAGUCGCAUGGGUUGGUGGCUGCUGGUGAUUGCAAGGCUACAUCUAUCUUUCUCCGUAAUAAUUCUGGGUUGUGGGUUCCUAUUCUCUCAUAUUAG
Molecule: messenger RNA, 324 nt
Organism: Prunus armeniaca (apricot)
Lineage: Eukaryota; Viridiplantae; Streptophyta; Magnoliopsida; Rosales; Rosaceae
Source: the annotation of a GenBank genome assembly